Messenger RNA from Menidia menidia (Atlantic silverside), 508 nucleotides. The record is from the annotation of a GenBank genome assembly. NCBI's taxonomy places the organism in Eukaryota, Metazoa, Chordata, Actinopteri, Atheriniformes, Atherinopsidae.
UUCAGAGGAAGCAUCUCACCUUACCUGCCCAGACAUGGCCCCCUGUUCAAACAGCUACUCCUCCAUGCACAACACAAGGAUGUCUGAGAAGGACAACAUCAAAUUAAGAAAGCCUGUUGUGGAGAAAAUGCGCCGCGAUCGCAUCAACACCUGCAUCGAGCAGCUCCGACUCAUCCUGGAGAAGGAGUUUCACAAGCAGGAGCCCAACUCCAAGCUGGAGAAGGCCGACAUCCUGGAGAUGACGGUGAGCUUCCUGAGGCAGCAGCUGCAGUCGGGCCUGUGCGGCGGCCCGGGCUUCCCUCCCUGCUGGAGGGACUCCCUGCUGGCCCCCCCCUCCGCCGGCACCGGCGCAGAGCCCCCCGCCGCCCCUCUGCAGGCUCUCCGGCCGCAGAACCAGACACUCCAUCAGACCCAGAGAGCCAGCCUCUGCUCCUCCGCCUGCUCCACCCUCAGGCCCACCUCCCUGCCGGACGGCAGGAGCAGAGGCCCCGUGUGGAGGCCUUGGUAG